Molecule: messenger RNA, 1190 nt
Organism: Calidris pugnax (ruff)
Lineage: Eukaryota; Metazoa; Chordata; Aves; Charadriiformes; Scolopacidae
Product: RNA polymerase II degradation factor 1-like
Exons: 3
Coding region: 271-738 (155 amino acids)
Source: RefSeq, a predicted model, not a curated record
AAACCAAGCCCUGGGCUCGUCCGAGGGCUGAGGCUGGCCAGGCUGGGCUCCUGCGACGGGGGAGCAGCGCUGCCGGGAGGCACCCUCUCUCCUGGUGAACCCCAACAGAAGGAGGACGGCCCCGUGGUGUCGAGGGACCUGGAUAAUCCCGCUGUGGGGGUUCCAGGCUGGACACCCCAUCCCAACAGACCCUCUGAAUCACCCCAGAGGACCCCCGAGUUCCUGCGGCACCGGCAGCUGCCGGGUUUGCCCGGGGAUGCCGGCACAGCCAUGGCAGACCCUGCUCUGGAUAACGAGGGACCCAUCUAUGAAAGCAUCCGGGCUGCUGAAAAAUCUGGGAUGCUGAAAAAGCCUUGGGAAGCUGGCAGUGUCCUGGGGGACUCCCCAUCCCUGCCCAAUGGGGAUGAGCCUGGUGUCUCCAUGCAGGAGAUCAUGGCCCAAGAGGAGCUGAAGAGCGAGGAGAGCUCCAUGCAGGAGAUCAUGGCCCAGGAGGAGCUGGAGAGUAAGAAGAGCUCAGUGCAGGAGAUCAUGACCCAAGAGGAGCUGGAGAGUAAGAAGAGCUCAGUGCAGGAGAUCAUGGCCCAGGAGGAACCAGAGAGUAAGAGGAGCCCCAGCCCCAUCUAUGCCCAGGUCCACAAGCUGCCCCGGGCACCGCAGCCCCCACAGCCCCCCAGUCCCCCCGAACCCGAAGAAGAAACACCUCCAUCGCUGCCAGAAAGGCGCUUCGAUGUGCCAUAGGACACCCCAGAGAUGUUCUGGAGCUGCCUGGAGCUCAUCUGGUUGGUGCAAGAUUGAUGGAGGGGUUUCCCAGCCAUGGGCAAGAGCGUGGGCAGGCAGAGGCAGCAGCCCUGGAGAGCUGCCCGCUCCCUUCCCAACUCCAACAUCAACUUGGAGGUUUAUCCCCCAACAUCCAGAGUGAGGGGUCCCCGAGGGUCCCUCUGGGACAUCCCCAGAGUGGGUGGUGAGGUGUUGGCUGAAGGAAAACAACAGAAGAACCAGGAGUGAUUAUCUUUUGGAGAAGCUCCAAAAAAAAAAAAAAAGAAAUCCCAAAAUUACUUCCACACCUCAUCCAGCUCGGAUUCCCCAAGAAAAAUCACCUGGAGCAUUGUCUUGCUUCCCGGGAGCCAGAGUUUUUAGAUGGGGAGCUGUGUAAAUAGUCCUUAAUUGCUAUUUGAAUAAUUUUUAAUGAG